UCUAUGGGCAGGUCAUUGUUUUGGGAAGAGCUUGAAGACACCUGUUCUACCAUACUGAGACAUCAUCACCAGGUGACUGCUCCCUUCCUUCUCUCCUGCCUACCCUGGGGUAUAAAGGAUCUCUGAUUAUGUGGCAGCAUCACUUAGCUACAUCACACCCCCACACACAGAAAGAGAGAGCGAGAGAGCGAGGGAGGAGUACAAGGAAGAACACUGAACACAAAGAACCACAAAGAAGCUCCAGAUUUGGAACAGAAUCUUCUGUCUUUGAUUAGAAUCUCAGCUUGACUGAAUCCUCUGUUAGUUCUAGAAUUUGUGCGCUGGAUUCUGGAAGUUGAGAAUCUCAGCAGGUUCGAAGAACUUCUUAGUUAAGUCACUUCCUCGUUCCUCCAGGAAGGGCAGGUGUUGGAGAGAGCCAGUCCAGGGAGCCAGCAUGUCGAUGGGCAUGGAGAUUGUGGGGAUUGCCCUGGGCGUCAUAGGAUUCAUCCUGGGCAUCGUGGUCUGUGCUUUGCCCUUGUGGAAGGUGACGGCCUAUAUCGGAGCCAACAUUAUCACAUCCCAGACCAUAUGGGAGGGCCUGUGGAUGAACUGUGUAACCCAGAGUACGGGACAGAUGCAGUGUAAGGUCUACGACUCCCUCCUGGCCUUGCCCCAGGACCUGCAGGCCGCCAGAGCCAUGACAAUCAUCGCAAUCAUCCUGGGGAUUCUAGGGGUGAUGGUCUCCAUCGUCGGAGCCAAGUGCACCAACUGCAUCGAUGAUGAACCCUCCAAAGCUAAAGUCAUGAUCAUCUCCGGAAUUUUCUUCAUCCUGGCCGGGAUCCUAGUUCUCAUCCCUGUCUCCUGGUCGGCCAGCACCAUCAUCCAAGACUUCUACAACCCCCUUCUGAUCAACGCACAGAAGAGGGAGCUGGGGGCCUCUCUCUACAUUGGCUGGGGGGCUGCAGCCCUGCUACUGAUCGGAGGGGCCAUGCUGUGCAGCUCCUGCCCCCCCAGGGAGGAGAAGAGGUACAAGCCCCCCGGCAUGGCCGCCCCUCACAGCGGGGGCGCAGCGGGAUACGUCAGGAAGGACUACGUCUGAGAGAGAUUUCUUCACCUGCCUGAUUGAUUGGAGGGCAGAAAAAAUGAAGGAAAAUAAGAGAGGUAUCGCUAUCCUGAACAUUAGCGUGUUUGUUUGCUGUCUGACACAAAAACUAGGAGAGGAAUCUCCUAGAAAGACUCCAACAUGAAGAAAUGUGUGCUUUAAUGUUACUUCUUGGCUUUUCCUCCCCUGCGUAUUUCUAUUUAGUUUCGUUGUUCAGCUUUAUAGUGUGCAGGCUUUGGUGACGUAUGGUAGAGGCUGUCAAGACCUAGAUACUGUACAUAUCAUCCCAAAUGGCUAGGUUGACAACUGUUAAUUAUUUCACAACAGUUUCAAUUAUAGUUUUUAUUAAUUCAUUUCAAACUUGAGAUGACAAACCAACGCCCUUUUGUUUCAGCACCGUAUUGUAAAUUUAAACUUGAAGGGUCUUGGUUUUCAAGUACUUGAGAAAAAAAUCUAUAGUUGCACAGUACGUGGGCUCAUAUUUGUAGUGCAGUACUGAGGGCCUUAUUGUGUCCGUAGUAUGCUAUUGGCAAGGUAGGAUUUUGUUACACUGAAACUUUUGGUUAAAAUGUUGCACUGUGUAUCACUGACACAGAGGAGUAACUAGCUCUCUCUGUUUUUACAUGGAUUUGAUCAUGAGAUUCAGUUUGUGUGUGUGUGUGUGUGUGUGUGUGUGUGUGUGUGUGUGUGUGUGUGUGUGUGUGUGUCUUUUGAAUGUAUUUGACUAUGAGAGAUUGUGCUAGGUCCAUGAUACAGCCUCAGGUCACAUUAUCAUAGAUGUCUUCCUCUUCACAGUUUCACUGUAUUUAGGUCAAUGUGUGUAUAUGUUUGUUGUAAUAAGAUUUUUCUUUUGUACAAACAAUCAUACAUAUCAUUACGUUGCUUUUUUAAUAUCAUGCAUGCUUUGUGUUCAGAUUUUUUUUCUCAGAAAUAUUAUGAUACAGUGUUUGUACUGUCACUUGUAAAGGAAGAAGACUAUUCCAUUUGUAUAGUUGUGCAGUGUGUAAAACCAUGAUUCUAAUAGGAGGGACAGUAAAACCAGGAUCAUUAUAUGUAGUGAUGCCUUGAAAAUUUAAGCAAUCCUUGGUUCCUGCCAGUGCUGGGUAAAGAUAUGAGGGAGUCAUGACCCUUACCUUAGGACCAUCUGGCAGAACGCCCAGAAUAUGUUCUAUGAAUUAAGAUAGGAGAUGGCGCCAGUCAUAUGCUGGAAUCAAUCCGAUGAAUCAUGUUUAUGUUGGUUUUUAUGUGGCCGCAUAUAAGUCACUAUGUAUAGAGCUCACUUCAGACUGAUAAUUUCUGCACCCAACUGACUGACCUCUCCAGCUUGCUGACAAUAAAGAGUGAUUA
This is a messenger RNA of Oncorhynchus kisutch (coho salmon), 2428 nucleotides long. RefSeq names its product claudin-4-like. Gene Ontology annotation, cellular component: bicellular tight junction; membrane. Gene Ontology annotation, molecular function: structural molecule activity. The transcript has a single exon. Bases 434 to 1078 code for a protein of 214 amino acids. NCBI's taxonomy places the organism in Eukaryota, Metazoa, Chordata, Actinopteri, Salmoniformes, Salmonidae. The record is from RefSeq and is a predicted model, not a curated record.